CUCCUGCUUUAAAUUAUAUUUAUGCUUCCUGAAACACCGAACCUCAUCCAUCUUGCCAUGGGGAGGAACAUACACAUAAAUAAAAGCUUAAAAGUACCCAAACGGACACAAACAGCGGAGCAUGCAUGCAAGAGACGAAAGCAUUCACAAGAGCUUUGCAGCCACCCACGCUCUUACCGUGCUACCGCUCUUGCUAGCUAUCUACAUCGUCUUCCCAAAACGAGCCUCAGUGUCGCAAUAAAGUAUCUGCCAUCUCUCUAAGUUACUAACAACUGGUUCUUUGCUUGCAAAGAAGUGGCGCUUUUCUUUUUUGGAAUCUCUGUCUUUUCUCACUAAUAUCCAAAAUGGUUGUCCAACGCGGAUUCUCGCUGCAGCUCGUGGACGCGGAGACGCAGCAGCCUUUGAAAGAGUACAUUGGUCCCAGCGGUGUCGUCCAUUACGCUCAAGCCAAACCCGGUGGGGAAUACUUUUUGAGAUUUCACGUGCUACACGAGGAAAAGACGUCCGAAGAGAGUACCAACAAGGAGAAUGACGACCAUGGAUCGAGCAUGUAUUAUUUCCGCCCGUCAGUCGAUGGAAAAGAUCUGGGAUUUUACACCAAUUUGACCGAGGCACAGGGUGCCAGAGAUGUCGGUCUCUGGACCUAUAUCAAUGGGAUUGGUACAAAUCAAGCACUCAAGUUUGACGAAGCACCUGCUGCCAAGCCGGGUUCGGUGGCAUCCACCGCCACCGAGGGAGAUGUGCCGUCCUCCGAGGCACCCGCCAAGACCGGUCCACCUCGUUUGCACAUGGGAAAUGUACAAGUGCAAGUAUCCAAAGCCGUCUUCACGGGAUAUCAAAAGCGUGUAUAUGCCACGGUUCCAGCCCUUACCCAGGAAGAGACCGUGGUAGCGGAAACAGCGGUUUCCAUCUCUGCCAAUUCCUCAGUUCAGGAAGUCGAGGAGGAGGAAGUCAGCAGCAAAGGAGCGAAUAAUGCAAAAGACAAGGAUAACUCCCAAGAUUCCAACAAGACCGAAGGAAGCAUGGAACCAGUCGCUGUCUUGAGGUCACGAGAGGGAAAGGCUCGUUUUGAGCAGAAAUUCACAGAGGAGUGCCCCACAUACAAACCAGGAGAGUUGGUGGAAACCAUCACCAUUCAUUAUGGAAGCACAGAAGCAUUGAUUCAAGCCGGGGUCUUGCUUCCUGGUGGAACAGUGCCACAAUAUGUCAAGGUCGCUCCGGCUCCAGUGCAAGAAGUCACGACGGAACAAGUCAAAACCAUCCGAGAGGAUGCAUCUGCAACGACCGGGGAGAGGCCAGUGGCAUCCGGUCCCUUGUUGGAUGCGUCGGCUUCCACAGCACCGAGUGGCACCAAAAGGUUUCAUGACGAGAACGAGGUGUCUGUAGACGAUACGAACACUGAAGAUGGAGUAAAGCCUCCCCCCACCAAAAAGCCGUGUCAGGAAGUCAGUGUACUCAAACCUGAGCCCCUGUCAAAAACUGCUGUCUCUACCAAGUAGGCGUUUGUCAGAAUGAGCGAACGUCGAUCUUACGAUAUUUGAGUGCAUCAUUCAGCCUGUGAAGGAUACUGUGAGAUUUGGCUGUGGAGCAUACUUUUGCUUGUGGUGAGUUGCUUCCACUUUUUCUUUACAGAAAUGAAUCAACCAAAGAGUCGAAUCUUGAAUUUGGUGAUGUAGAAUGGGGCAUUUGGGCGACGUCCAUUGUGCACCACAAGUAGGCAAUGAAGAUGUAGUUUCUACUCGAGUACCAUUUUUAAUGAAGCAUAGAUGACAGUGUCGUG
Molecule: messenger RNA, 1780 nt
Organism: Seminavis robusta
Lineage: Eukaryota; Bacillariophyta; Bacillariophyceae; Naviculales; Naviculaceae
Source: the annotation of a GenBank genome assembly